Boleophthalmus pectinirostris (great blue-spotted mudskipper) is the source of this 1327-nucleotide messenger RNA. Its product is annotated as histone H2B 1/2-like. The transcript has a single exon. Gene Ontology annotation, cellular component: nucleosome. The record is from RefSeq and is a predicted model, not a curated record. The coding region runs from base 2 to 376 and encodes 124 amino acids. Gene Ontology annotation, molecular function: structural constituent of chromatin; DNA binding; protein heterodimerization activity. Lineage: Eukaryota; Metazoa; Chordata; Actinopteri; Gobiiformes; Gobiidae.
CAUGCCUGACCCAGCGAAGACGGCGCCCAAGAAGGGCUCCAAGAAAGCCGUGACCAAGACCGCCGGCAAAGGUGGUAAGAAGAAGAGAAAGACCAGGAAGGAGAGCUACGCUAUCUACGUGUACAAGGUGCUCAAACAGGUGCACCCCGACACCGGUAUCUCCUCCAAGGCUAUGAGCAUCAUGAACUCCUUCGUCAACGACAUUUUCGAGAGGAUCGGCAGUGAGGCUUCCCGCCUGGCGCACUACAAUAAGCGCUCCACCAUCACCUCCAGGGAGAUCCAGACUGCCGUGCGCCUCCUGCUGCCCGGAGAGCUGGCCAAACACGCCGUGUCUGAGGGCACCAAGGCCGUCACCAAGUACACCAGCUCUAAGUAAACUGCGCCUGCGCGUUUAUCCCAAAAUAACGGCCCUUUUUAGGGCCACACACAGCCUACAAAGAGCGCUGUCUGUUUUUUUUUUUUUUUUCUUUUAAAGAUUCAGUUUAAGGGUUGCAGCACAAUACCUGUCAGUAAUGACAGUUCUUUACAAAACAUUAAAUGAUCGGGGCCAGUGUCUUUCUAAACUUAAGUGGGACUCUAGUUCUUCAAGUCAUUUCAUUAAGGUUGAGCAGUUUCACUCUUAACCUACACAAAGCCAUAUUUCGGUCCUAAACUCUCAAAAAUAUUCAGUUGGUGUUUUUCUUUAUUGUACAACUAGUCAUCGUUCGUGAUGAAUUUAGGAUGUUCUGCUUCAGUCUUGUUCCUCCUCAGGUGUGAGGAGUGCAGCCCGUUUUGUUCACCUGUUCAGAUGAUUUGAAGCUUCUCUGUCAUCUGUCCGAUAGGUCAUCUAUAUCGCACCUCCACAGAGUAUGAAUUGUGUGGAGGCUUGUCUUCCAAGUCAUCUAUUAAAAAAAAAUAUAUAUAUAUAUAUAUAGAUAGAUAGAUAGAUAUGUGAUUGUUCAGUUUAUUUUAUUUUUUAAUGAGAUAUUGUCCUUUGCCUGAUUACAUCUGUGCUGUUUUCAGAAAAAAAACAGCUUAACCUGACAUUUUAUGAUAUUACCAUUUUGGGGAAAUUUACACACACAGAAUACAUACAAAAUUUAUUAUAUUAUAAAUGACCCCUUUCUUGAAACAAUAAUUCAAGUAGUUCAAUGCAUCAUGAGGCUUCAUCUCACCAUCAUUAAUAGUUGGUUAUAAUUGCUUAGAUAUGGUGUCUGGGAUUUGACAGUAACCUUUUCGUAAUAUAUAUAUAUAUUAUAUAAUUUUUACUUUUAAUGGACAGGAACUCUCACUUCGCAUCAAGACCUGACGUGGCAAAGGAUUUUUGGAUGAGUUGAGUAGUAAUAAC